Molecule: messenger RNA, 1449 nt
Organism: Scheffersomyces stipitis CBS 6054
Lineage: Eukaryota; Fungi; Ascomycota; Pichiomycetes; Serinales; Debaryomycetaceae
Gene: APN2
Product: DNA-(apurinic or apyrimidinic site) lyase
Exons: 1
Coding region: 1-1449 (482 amino acids)
Biological process (GO): base-excision repair
Cellular component (GO): nucleus
Molecular function (GO): phosphoric diester hydrolase activity; DNA binding; double-stranded DNA 3'-5' DNA exonuclease activity
Source: RefSeq, a predicted model, not a curated record
AUGGACUUGGCCCAGCUCCAGAAGCUAGACCCACUUGACAAGAUUGCACUGAAGCUGCUGAAUUUGACUAUUAGGUAUGUCACGUUCAAUGUAAACGGAGUCAAAACACUUUUCAACUACUAUCCUUGGACACAAUUCAACCAAGAUUAUGAUCUUCUAUUCAGUUCACUCCAGGCUGACAUAAUUACUCUUCAGGAGCUAAAGUUAUCUUCUUCCAAUAUUUCCAGUGUGAAAAACAUCGGCCACUUGCCUCAUUAUAAAUCGUUUAUAUCUAUACCAAAGGUGAAGCGAGGGUACAGUGGAGUUGGACUUUUCGUACGAAUUCCAAGAGAAGAAGAAUCGUCAGCAGUGCGACGUAACUUACAAGUUAUUAAGGCUGAAGAGGGCAUAACAGGUUAUUUAUCCUCAGGACUACUGGGCGACGUCUGCUACAGGGAUCUACCCGAGCUGGAAAGUAUUGGAGGAUAUCCUGAUGAUUUGGAUUCUGUCAUGGGUCUAGAGCUAGACAGUGAAGGAAGAUGUGUUUGCAUAGAACUAGCUUGCAACUUGGUGGUUUUCGCCUUGUAUUGUCCUGCCAAUUCUAUGGGGGAAGAUGAAGGAGAAGCUUUCCGACUUAAUUUCUUGAAGAAUCUCUUGAAGCGGUGCUACAACUUGAAGUACAAACAUGGCAAGGAAGUUAUUGUCAUGGGAGAUAUAAACGUAAGUUUGGACUUGAUUGACAGUGCUGAGGGUAUCGAUGAUAGACAAAAACAGAGGCUUGUUCUACCCAAGACAGAUGGAAUCGAUUUUGAAACCAUAAACUACGAUGAAUGUUUUAAUUUCAAGAGAUCAACACGAGCUCGUGCCUUAUUGAAUCAGUACACCAUUCAAUCUUUACAACAUAACCUCUCCUUAGACCGACAUCCAGACUACGAGCAACAGUUUCUAUACGACACUACGCGAUAUCUACAAGGAAGACGAAUGCAGAUGUAUACAGUGUGGAAUACCUUGAACAGUUCACGUGCCAUUAAUUUUGGUUCGAGAAUCGACCUUAUCCUAGCCAGUAGCUACAGAAUGAUUAAGAACAUUUCCAAUGCCGAUAUCUGGCCAUUUAUUCUUGGUUCUGAUCACUGUCCCGUUUUCACUGACUUCGAAGCAUUAGAAAUUGAUAAACCUGAAGAAUCGAAGUCAGCAAAACUUCAUUUUGAAGCCAAGUACCAUCAUAAACUCUCCCAAGUCAGAGAUAUAUCUCUACUAUUUUCCCGAAAGAGAACUUCUACUCUGGAAAACAAUAGUCAAAAUUCUAGUCAAAAUUCAGCUUCAGAUGAAACAGAAGUGAAACGAACAAAACCAGAAGCUUCCAGUACAAAGCUGGCCUUCAAGUAUGUUAGUCGUAAACCUAAGAAGGUUGAUGGAACGAAGCCUAUCAGUACAUUCUUCACUCUCAACUCUACGAAGAAAAGUUUGUAA